Messenger RNA from Adineta steineri, 1050 nucleotides. Lineage: Eukaryota; Metazoa; Rotifera; Eurotatoria; Adinetida; Adinetidae. The record is from the annotation of a GenBank genome assembly.
AUGCAUUCUCGUGCUUAUUUAUUGAUAAAACGUGAUUUAUAUUUACUUGAAAAUAAUCCGGUGAAUGGUAUUGAUAUUGAACGUAUAGUUGAUGAUAAUUAUUUUGAUCUCACAUUAUUUCUUCGUCCAUUAAAAAGUUCAAUGUGGUAUGGUUGUAUGUUUCGAAUAUUUUGUUUAUUUUAUGAUACAUAUAAUGUUCAACCACCAAUUCUUCAAUUUGAUCCGAUAAAUAUUCCAUAUCAUCCAAAUGUUGAUCCAAUAACCGGUCGAAUUAGUUUAUCAACAAGUGAAAAUUGGAAUCCAAAUUUUACAUUACGAACAUUAUUUGAUGAAUUAAUUGGUAUAUUUACAAUACCAAAUCAAAAAACAAUUAUUAAUACAGAUGCUAAUCGUAUACUUAAAUGUCGUACGAAUGAUUAUCAAGAUAUAAUCGAUAAUUCAAUUGAAAAAAGUCGACAAUUAAUAGAAAUCAUUAAUGAUGAAAAACAAAGCUCAAAUCAAAUACAAAUUAUUUCACCAAAAGGAAAAGAUGUUAUUCGAGCACGUUUACAUACACCAGAAAGAGGUGCACGACGACAGCAAACAAAUUUUAAAUUAAACCAACGAAUAUCAUUUGAAGAUUAUCUUAGUACAUGGAAAGGUAUAGCAACAUCAAAAGCAAAUUUACAAGAAGAAAAUUUAUUUCUUAAACAAUUAAAUUUACAGCCAAAAUUACAAGCUCAACAUCUUGCUUUGAAUGCUAAUGAACUUGCUCAACAACUUGAGGAUCGAGCACAUCAAUUUGAAAGACUUAAAUAUGGUCAAUUAACCAAAGAAAAACGUCAACGUAAAAUUAAACCAGUGUCACAAAUGAGUGUACCAGAAAAGGUUCAACAAGUACAUAUUGUGACAGAAGUUAAUAGUAGUCUUGAUGUUCCAAUAAAUAUUGAAAAACAAGAAGAUAAUUCUGUAAAAAAUGAUGAAAUUGAUGAAGUUGAUGAACUUAUCGAAUGGACACAAUGUCUACCAACUACAGAUGAAAUUAUCGAAGAAGAUUUAUCUAUUUUAUAA